UCGACAGGAGACUACGGUUUGCAAUCUUCAGGUGUUUCACUUUCACCACAGUUUAGAAGACCGGAAGCUGCGACUUGUUAUAAUAAAAUUAUUUUACUUGGACAAUGGUCCAACGUUUCACCUAAAAUACAACUGAUGCGAUAAUCUUGCCAUUCAACGCUCUCUAAAUCUUUGGGCAAAAUUUGAAGGCCAAGACAACUCUGCACUUCAGAUUGAACUCCCUCAUUCCCUCACUCUCUUUCUCACACACUCGCAUCGCUCUCUUGCUGCAACGAUCUGCAACCGCAGCUCUAUCAACUCUCUCAACACCAACAACACACUAAAACUUCCUCCAGGUUCAGGUCCUUCAUUCGUGUGACAGCAAAAUCCUGCGACCAAAAAACGCACAAUGAAAAACGACGUCGUACGAUGGAGUUCAACACCAACAAAUGCACGAAGAGCCGAGUAUGAGAGCACGAUCGAGAACGGUGCUGCUGGUGGAAUCACAAAUGCGGCUCUGAAAAGCAGUGGACGACUGUUGAGUAGGCAGCAGAUACAAUUUCAUACGCAACAACAACAACAACAGCAGCAAUAUUGUGAUACUAAUAAUGCAAGUUUUCUUAAUGCCACACCAACGGCAGCAACAACAAAAAGAACAAAUAGUUUUUUAGUGAAUUCCCGUUAUCAUAGCAUUAGUAAAAGCAAAAACAACAACAACAAUGCGAUCAAACCUAAAACGGCAUUCGUGUCAAUCGCCAACAACACACCGUUGCUGAGUAGACAUUUGCAACUGCAACAACAAGUGAAACCGCCGCGGACAUUUACGCCAUUCGCGGCUUUCGCAUUGCAUUUAAAUAGGAUUUUAUUGAAUUGUUUGCAAUUGAAUGUGAUUUUAGUGUUUUUGUUGUUGUUGUGCACGUUAAAUGUCGGUUUUGUGACUGUGCCGUACGCCAACGCCGCCAUUGUUGCCAGCAAUGCAAGCCUAUCAGCGGUGGCGGCCGCGGUGAAUGCCAUCGAUGACGGCGUGGUCUACCAGCUGGACUACGAGGAGGCGGGCGACAACAGUGGGGGCGAUGGCGACAGUGCGAGGCAUUUUACCCACACCUGGGCGGUGCAUAUACCGAGUGGCGGCAGUGGCGUGGCCGAUCAAGUGGCCAAGGAUCAUGGUUUCGUCAAUAUGGGCAAGGUAUGUCUCUUUUAUGAAGUCACCUACAGUACAUAUUCACAUGCGAGGAAAUAGUGUAAGUAGGAAUGAGGCUCGAAGAGUAAGUCACAAUAAACUUGCUUUUGAUCAAGAAUAUUUGUUUGGAUUUAUAUAACUAAAAUAAUGGAGAAAAAUGACACUCAAAUGAGAUUUGGAUACAAAUUUCUUGCCCUAAAUCUUUUCAAAUCGAUGCCAGCAAGGAAAGGAGCAUUUGAUAUACAGCGAAUUUAAUAUGAAAUUGAAUAUUUGGCCGGGUGUAGAUUCUCUCUUUAUCAAACUUUCAAAAAAUCUCACACAUUUACCUCCUCGUGUAAGGAAUUUCGAAAUGCAAAUAUCUCCGCAGAAGGUCGCAUAACAUUUUCCUUAAAAGCAUUCGCAGCUAUCAACUGAAUCGACAGCGCAUCUGAAAGCUUUCAGGCGGUGAAACUUCAUUUUGGGCGCAAUCAAAAACAGAUAAAAUGAAUUAUUAAAGUAAAUGAAAGCAGCUGUUAAAGGAAGCUCAGUAGAGAACUGAAUGAAUUUUCCAUUAAAACAAACUUAAAUUGCACGCCGCUGAGGAGGCAUGUAGAAGAAAAGUGCAGGAGAAGGGGCGGCAAAUGGGAAUGCGAUGGCAAACCACAACAUGUGAAAAGUGUUUUUCCUAUUUUUCUUUUCUUCAUUUCCACUUUAUGUGACGGCAUUGCAUACCUUGAGGCGUGUGCAAGAACAAGCAGUUUACCAAAAAAAAGGAAAAAAAAAAACAAUAACAACACCGCUCGACGCACGCGUCUACCUACCGCUCGCUCACGUCUCUGCUGCAUUGACGAAAUUGAUUGCUAAACGCUGCACGUGCUGGCAGUUGCGAAGCUAAAGAGAGCA
This is a messenger RNA of Ceratitis capitata (Mediterranean fruit fly), 2041 nucleotides long. RefSeq names its product furin-like protease 1. Lineage: Eukaryota; Metazoa; Arthropoda; Insecta; Diptera; Tephritidae. The record is from RefSeq and is a predicted model, not a curated record. The transcript has 3 exons. Bases 389 to 1219 code for a protein of 276 amino acids.